Chinchilla lanigera (long-tailed chinchilla) is the source of this 2899-nucleotide messenger RNA. It is a transcript of the gene Appl2, whose product is annotated as adaptor protein, phosphotyrosine interaction, PH domain and leucine zipper containing 2. Gene Ontology annotation, biological process: signaling. Gene Ontology annotation, cellular component: endosome membrane; cytoplasm. The record is from RefSeq and is a predicted model, not a curated record. Lineage: Eukaryota; Metazoa; Chordata; Mammalia; Rodentia; Chinchillidae. The transcript has 21 exons. The coding region runs from base 107 to 2095 and encodes 662 amino acids. Gene Ontology annotation, molecular function: protein binding.
GCCCGGCGGCCGGAGCGGCGGCACAGUCCUCGGAGUAAGCGCUUCGUUGUCCCCGCCGCGUCCAGUCCUCGGCCCGUCCUUGUCAUCGGCCCUCGCUCGCCGCACCAUGCCCGCCGUGGACAAGCUCCUGCUGGAGGAGGCCUUGCAGGACAGCCCCCAGACCCGCUCUUUGCUGAGCGUCUUUGAGGAGGAUGCCGGCACCCUCACCGUCUACACCAACCAGCUGCUGCAGGCCAUGCAGCGAGUCUACGGGGCCCAGAACGAGAUGUGCCUGGCUACCCGGCAGCUCUCCAAGCAGCUGCUGGCCUACGAGAAACAGAAUUUUGCCCUUGGCAAAGGCGAUGAAGAAGUCAUUUCGACGCUGCACUAUUUUGCCAAGGUGGUGGAUGAGCUGAACGCUCUCCACACAGAGCUGGCCAAGCAGCUGGCGGACGCCAUGGUGCUGCCUGUCAUCCAGUUCCGGGAGAAGGACCUCACAGAAAUAAGCACUCUGAAGGACCUCUUUGGACUCGCCAGCAACGACCACGACCUCGCGAUGGCCAGGUACAGCAGGCUUUCUAAGAAGAAGGAGAACGAAAAGGCGAAGGCCGAGGUGGGGAAGGAGGUGGCGGCUGCGCGGCGGAAGCAGCACCUGUCGUCCCUGCAGUACUACUGUGCCCUCAACGCGCUGCAGUACCGGAAGCGGAUGGCCAUGCUGGAGCCCAUGAUCGGCUUCGCCCACGGGCAGAUCAGCUUCUUUAAGAAGGGAGCAGAAGUGUUUUCCAGGAGCAUGGACAACUUCCUCUCCUCGGGGGCGGACAUGGUUCAAAGCAUCCAGGUGGAGCUGGAAGCAGAAGCGGAGAAGAUGCGGAUGUCGCAGCAGGAGCUGCUCUCUGUGGACGAGUCUGUGUACACCCCAGACUUGGAUGUGGCUGCCCCUGAGAUCAACCGGAACCUCAUCCAGAAGGCCGGCUACCUUAACCUGAGAAACAAAACGGGGCUGGUGAGCACCAGCUGGGAGCGGCUGUACUUCUUCACCCAGGGCGGGAACCUCCUGUGCCAGCCCCGGGGCGCCGUGGCCGGCGGGCUCAUCCAGGACCUGGACAACUGCUCAGUGAUGGCGGUGGACUGCGAGGACCGGCGCUACUGCUUCCAGAUCACGGCUCCCAACGGGAAAUCGGGGAUAAUCCUCCAGGCAGAGAGCAGGAAGGAGAACGAAGAGUGGAUCUGCACCAUCAACAACAUCUCCAGGCAGAUCUACCUGACCGAGGACCCCGAGGCCGUGGCCAUCAGGCUGAACCAGACGGCUCUGCAGGCGGUGACUCCCAUCACGAGUCUGGGGAAGAAACAGGAAAGCUCUGGCCCCAGCCAGAACCCCACGAACUCAGAGCUCGAGAACGACAAGACCGUCCCCGCGGCAGCAGCCGCGGCUCCUGAGGCCGAGGAGCUCAUCGCACCCGGGACGCCGAUUCAGUUCGACAUUGUGCUUCCCGCUACAGAGUUCCUCGAUCAGAACAGAGGCGGCAGGCGGACCAACCCUUUCGGCGAAAGUGAGGACGACACCUUUCCGGAGGCGGAAGAUUCGCUUCUGCAGCAGAUGUUCGUAGUUCGGUUUUUGGGGUCGAUGGCGGUGAAGACGGAUGGCAGCGUGGAGGUGAUUUAUGAAGCCAUGAGACAGGUGCUGGCUGCGCGAGCCAUUCACAACAUCUUCCGCACGACCGAGUCCCACCUGAUGGUCACCAGCCAGGCUCUGAGGUUGAUAGAUCCUCAGACGCAGGUGUCAAGGGCCAACUUUGAACUCACCAGCGUCACCCAGUUCACUGCUCAUCAAGAAAACAAGCGACUGUUUGGCUUUGUCACCCGCGUCCCCGAGUCCACGGGAGAAGACUCCCUCAGCACGUACAUUUUCGAAAGCAACCUGGAUGGCGAGAAGAUAUGUUAUGCCAUUAAUCUGGGGAAAGAAAUUAUUGAGGCUCAGAAGGAUCCAGAGGCACUGGCUCGACUAAUGCUGUCUGUCCCGCUAACCCAUGACGGGAAGUACGUGCUGCUAGACGAUCACGCAGAGGACAGUGCCGGAGGCCCGAGCGGGAGCAGAGGCGCCGAGUCGGAGGCCUGACUCGCUGGGGCUGUGGGCGGAGCCCGGCGGGCGGCUCCUUCAGGGGUUUCCACUUCUCUGCCGCACAGGCGCGCGACCUGCUUUCAGGAUGCUGACCGCGCGGCCCGGGAUGCUUCCUCAGACGGGGCGCGAGCGGGGAGCCGCGCUCCGGCGUCUGCACCGGGCAUCUUGGGCGCUCUGGGUGAGCGCCUCCGUGGGCCGCACCGAGGGAAGGGAUCCUGGAAGACGCACUGAUCCCUUGACUCGGAUGUCAUCUCUCCUGUUCCCAGUGCCCUUUUACUAAGAGCGGCAGAGGCCUAGACUUACAAUUUCAUAAGCACUAAGUAUUUGCAUUAACAUAAUCUAUUUUUGUAUGUUACCUAAUGAGCUUUAAGUGCCUGUGCUCCGGGAAGUGCGUACUGCAAGCCGGCGCUGCUGCGCGGGCAGGGGAGCCGGCCGGCCGCGUGGGCACAGCAGGCUGAUGGGACCGGGGACGCCAGGCCUCGCCCUGCGGAACCCCCUGCGGCCUCGGACGUGGCUGCGCUGGGGGGCUGUCGGUGGCCGCGGCACAGCACUUUCCUCUUGCUUCUGAGCCACACUCUCCGCCGGCCAGUGCAUUCCCACUCACUGAAGCAGAGCGGACAGGGGCCUGGUGCACUUCUGUUUCCUCCGGGUCCUGGAACCCCGGCGACCUUCCAAUCCCCAGAGCUGGGGUUAAAGAUAAAAAUCUUGAACUGUGAAGAUCUUGAACUGUGCGUGGUGUUUAACUGUAACAAGCGCAGCAGACUAUCAUAGCCAUGUAAUAAAUUAACCUAGCCAUGAAAA